Messenger RNA from Gongylonema pulchrum, 576 nucleotides. NCBI's taxonomy places the organism in Eukaryota, Metazoa, Nematoda, Chromadorea, Rhabditida, Gongylonematidae. The record is from the annotation of a GenBank genome assembly.
AUGGCCAAAUUUCUUAUGAAGGUGAGCCAAUAUCAAAUUGUUGCCGAUUCAGUUGCAGAACGCAAACUGUUGGAUACGAGAUUCCGGGGUUUCAGUGCGAGGGUUGAAGCGCCUAAAAUGCUGCGCUUCAUUAUCUUUUUGGUUCUCACAGCAAGCUUUCAGCCCGUAUCUGAAGCCGGACUCCUUGAGGCGCAUGCAGAUUAUGCGCUUAAUUUGCUACGCUUCGGUCAUCCAAAUGGAUCAGUAGUGGUAUCUCCGUUUUCGAUUGCGCAAGCAUUUGCAAUGAUCUAUGCUGUCGCAGAAGAUCUCAUCAAGCUGGAGAUGACCGACGUGUUUGCCAGAGGUCAAACGCCGGAGGAUUUCGAGCAGUAUAUGCACAACCUUACUAAUGAAACUGCACAGAACAAAACUCGAAGCUACACAAUGGAGGUUGCUAAUCGUCUUUACAUACAGCAAGAACUGAGAUUAAAAUACGCAUUUGUAGCGGCUGUGAAGAAGUACUACGUCGGACAAAUGAAACGUAUUGACUUUGAAGCAAAUCCUGAUGCUAUCGCGCAGGUAUUUAUUUACUUGUGA